This is a messenger RNA of Rhizophagus irregularis DAOM 181602=DAOM 197198, 453 nucleotides long. The record is from RefSeq and is a predicted model, not a curated record. NCBI's taxonomy places the organism in Eukaryota, Fungi, Glomeromycota, Glomeromycetes, Glomerales, Glomeraceae.
AUGGAAUUGCAAUAUAAGAUAGACAAACUUAAUAAAGAACUUGAAGAGUCAAAAGAACUAAAUGAAAUGCUAAUAAAAAUAAAUGAGGAAUUCGGAAAAGAGAACGACAGACUUUAUGAACAAAUCGAUUUUUAUAAGAACCUUCGAAUGUCAAGAAGCAUGAAAAAAAGCUCAAAGCCUAAACGUAAACAUCAAAGGAAUAAUGAUAGUGAAGAUUCAGAUGACGAAAUUAUUGACGUGGAUGUUGAAAUGGACGAAAAAGAUGAAAAGGAUGAUAAAGAUGCAAGGAUGGAAAUGAAGACCAUUUUAAAAACUAUGCCUGCCAAAUUCGACCUGGACUAUGAUCAAAUGUUUAUGAGCAAAACUAACGUAGACAUAAGAAAACAAUUAAUACCAGAAUUAAUGAAGAGCUUAAAGCCGAAUUUUAAUCCCACUGUGACACGCCACCCAUAG